Messenger RNA from Menidia menidia (Atlantic silverside), 2427 nucleotides. NCBI's taxonomy places the organism in Eukaryota, Metazoa, Chordata, Actinopteri, Atheriniformes, Atherinopsidae. The record is from the annotation of a GenBank genome assembly.
AUUGUUGAUAGACGGUGUAGCACACGUGGUUGGACUAUUUUCUAUGGCGGAUGUGGCGAGUACGUCUGCAGUGUUUCCGGUAUUCAUGAGAGCCACGGUGAAGUAGCGCGUACCCAGAGGAAAACAGGAGUAGAUAGGGUCACGUUUCUAGUUUCGUCUCCUUGUUAAUAUACCACUUAGUGCAUUAGAAACGUUACUUUAUUAAUUAUUAUACAUAAAGCGGUCGGCAUCUUGCAGUCGCCCCCAUUCAAACCUCGUCGUCGGUCGCUGUCAAUUCUGCAAGCAAGAAGCCGUUAGCAGCCCCAGUCAGGAGCCAUGUCGGGUGUAGUGCGAGGCCCCGCUGGAAACAACGACUGCCGAAUUUACGUUGGAAAUCUGCCCCCAGACAUUCGCACUAAAGAUGUAGAGGACGUUUUCUACAAGUACGGAACAAUCCGAGAUAUCGACUUGAAGAACCGGAGAGGGGGGCCGCCUUUCGCCUUUAUCGAGUUCGAGGACCCGAGGGACGCCGACGACGCGGUCUACGGACGCGACGGCUAUGACUACGACGGCUACAGACUGCGCGUGGAGUUCCCUCGGAGCGGGAGAGGCUCCAGGGGAGGCGGGUUUGGAGGCAUCGGCGGGGCGCCCAGAGGGAGAUACGGGCCGCCGUCCAGGCGCUCCGAGUACAGGGUCGUGGUGUCAGGUCUUCCUCAGAGUGGCAGCUGGCAGGACCUGAAGGACCACAUGCGUGAGGCUGGUGACGUGUGCUAUGCCGACGUUUACAGGGAUGGAACCGGAGUUGUAGAGUUUGUUCGCAAAGAAGACAUGACCUAUGCCGUUCGAAAACUGGACAACACCAAAUUCCGCUCGCAUGAGGGAGAGACGGCUUACAUUCGUGUGAAAUUAGAUGGUCCCCGCAGCCCGAGUUAUGGAAGAUCUCGAAGCCGGAGCCGCGGCAGCCGGAGCAGGAGCCGCAGUCGCAGCGCCAGCCGCAGCCGCAGCAAUUCCCGGGGCCGCGGCCGAGGAUCGCCCCGCUACUCGCCGCGCCACAGCCGCUCUCGCUCCCGAUCCUAAACUUUACUACCAUCGAUGUUUUGCCCUUUUGAUGUAUUCCCUCCUGUUUUUACCUCUAAGUUUCACCAGAUGUCAGCUAUUGAUUUUUAAUUUUUGCAUUUCUUGUCCCGAUGUCCUUGUGGAUGGUGUUGGUAUGUAGAUGUACCCCCCCCUCCCACCCGCUGCCCCCUCUCUCCUCUCCUCUCCCCCUCUAGUGGCUUUGUCCUUUUUGUUUUCUCCUUCUUCCCCUUUCUUUCUGUCAUCUCAGUUUUGCUACAAACAAAUUGUGCUGUGUUGAACUUCAAAAACGUUGAGCUGCACUCAAUGUUUUUGCAAGUAUUGAAAGUUGAAGAUUUGUUUUGGAGUUUUUAUUUUUUAGUAGAUUCACUUUGGGUAUGGUGGGUGGGCCGUUUUGACGGGGAGCCCGAUGCUUAACUGUAUUUUACCCUUGUGUCUUCCUUUAGACAUCUGAGGAGAAGGAUUAAAGUGAUUUGGAAUAAAACCAUUGUGGAGCACAUUUCAUUUGUAUGGUCAGGAUAGGACAUCUAGGAGCAAUCAGGUCGAGGCAAUGGUAUGCUUCAUAUUCCAUAAAUUGAACGUUUGAUAGGUUGCCAUGUCAUGCAUGUCAUUUUAACAAAGCCAUAUGUGCUGUACUUUGUUAUAUAUAGUCUUUAACAUGCUACUUUGGCCUGUGACAGAAUAAGCAGUCCUAAAUCAAGUGUUGUGAUGUAAGUGUAACACCUUUGCUGUCAAAUGUAAAAAAUCAGAUUCACUUUGUUACAAAAGCGUCCCACUUUUAAAUGUCCUCAGUGGAUAACAUGUUUUACCUCCAGGGAGCGAUAGUUUUUGUGCUCAGUGGCAUUUUUUUUUCCUUGGUCUGACAUGAGUGCUCAAAAUGGAAAACAAAAUUAGGCCCAAAAAUUUUGACAUUUUAUUCUAACAGUCUGCCUCUGAUUUUUCUUCCUGGUAUUUCAAGGUUUUGAUUGGAGGAGUGACUCAGUGGAUCCCAAUCCUUGGAGCUGGAUGAGUGGAUCGAUUAGGGAAGGGAUAGGCAAGGAUGGAUGCUCGGAACGGGAGUCGUUUUCGAGGAUUCAAAUGAGUUGAUAUCAGAACUAAUUAACAGGAGUCCCAGAGCAACUUUUUUUUUUUUCUUUUUGUUUUAGGCCCCCUGCCUAUCUUUUGAGUUUUUCAGUGAUUAUGGCUUUAUUGUACAAGAAAACGAAACAGAGGACCAGGAAGUUGGAUCAAAGGAUGGAGUCGUAGAUGCCUGGUAUGAGGGAAUUGAAUUAAACAGGGAGGGGGGGUCAUCUGGGAAUAGUUUGUAUGUUUGUUUUUUUGCUUAAUCUUUCUUUUUCUCUUAGCAUUUUCAAUAAAACACUUCCAAACAGGACA